UUCUUGCUGUGCAUCUCCUCAUGAUGAAGGCGGAGCGGGUCGCUGUGGACAUUCCUGUGUAUGAUCUCUCACUGAUCCGGGAACUGUGGGAGGGACGAGUGAAGAAACACAGGCAGAGGCAGAAGAAGGAGGAAGAGCGCAUCAGUAAAAGUGCUCUGGCCAGGGUGAAUCAGCAGUGGCAGUACCGUAUCGCCUGCAAGAAGCUAAAGAGCACAGAAGUGACGGCGCUGCACACUUAUCUGGAGAGAUCCACACUGCAGGAGCUGCACACACACACCAGCGACAGCGACUCAGAGAGCAGCAAGUUGAUCUUUGAGCUGAACGGACAGAAAUGGAUGAAAUUACCUGAAGAUCUGCAGUUCAUGACGUUCCUGCGGGAGUGGCACAUCCACGGCACCCGCAUCCCGGAGAUCCCCUCCUACAUCGAGGCGUUUGUGGAGCUGCGGGUGCUGGACGUCCCCAAAAACGGCCUGAGCAGACUCCCAGUGGAGAUCGGUAAACUGCUCAAUCUGAGGGAAUUAAACGUCAAUUAUAAUAAACUGCUGAGCAUUCCUGCUGAACUGGGCGAGUGUGUGAAUCUGGAGCACCUGGAGAUGACCGCAAACACACACCUGGCGGAGCUGCCCUUCGAGCUGAGUAACCUGAAGAAACUCCAGCACCUGGACUUGGCAGAAAACAAGUUUCCCAGCAUCCCCAUCUGUGUGCUGCGCAUGGAGAGCCUGAAGUGUCUGGACAUCAGCAAUAACGCACUCAGAGACCUGCCUGAGGACAUCGACAGGCUGGAGGCUCUAGAGAUGCUGUUCCUGCACAGAAACGCGGUGCGCUACGUGCCCAUGAGCACCAAUAACCUCCUCCAUCUGAAGAUGCUGGUGAUCAGCGCAGACCAGCUCUACAGCCUCCCCUCACACCUAGUGGACAAUCCCAAAAUCAAAUUAAUCCGCUUAUAUGACAAUCCUAUAAAAGCUGAGGAUGAAGAGGAGAUGAACAUGGAUGCAGAAGCUCAGGACACGCAUGAGAAAGAGUUCAUGAAGACUUACAUUGAGUCUCUUCAGGACAGGGACACUCAGCCUUCAUACACCACCAAAGUGUCUCUGAGCUGCCUGCUGUAGAAGCACAUCGACUGCAGAUUUACACCAGUGUGUUUCAACCACGCCUGUGCUUUAGUCUCUCAUUCCUCGUGCAAUCAGAAGUGCAGCGUCAACCAGCUGUUUGAGGGUUUGGAUUUCUUCUGUAGCAGUGUUUAAGUCGCUCUGGAUUAAAGUGUCUGCUAAAUGACUAAAUGUAAUGUAAAUGUGUUUAAACGGGUCAUGAGCUGAGAAAUCUAAACUGCAUUUGGAUAUAGAAGAGCUUAUAAAACACACAAAAAUGAUUUUCUUAGAGGUUUUGUGUUGUUUCUGGGAUGAAUAUUUAAGAUUUCUUAAUAAAUAUUGUUUUAUUUUCAGAAUUAAGUGAGUUUUUUUCCUUAAAACAAGCUUAACAAUCUGCCAAUGGAGUAAGCUAACUUGUUUUAAAGAAAAACUCACUUAAUUAUGACUUCUUUAUUAUUGUUAUUAAUAGACAUUAUAUUGGAUAUUGUUAUCCAAACCGGGAGGAGGCCUCAGGGAUGACCCAGGACUCGCUGGAGGGACUAUGUCUCUCAGCUGGCCUGAGAACGCCUCGGGAUCCCCCCGGAGGAGCUGGAGGAAGUGGCUGGGAUAGAUGGAAGUCUGGGGUUCUCUCCUAAGACUGCUGCCCCCGCGACCUGGCCCCAGAAAAGCAGCAGAAAAUGAAUGAAUGAAUGAUCCAAAUAUCAAACAAUUUUAAUAAAUAUUUAGACUAGAAACAAGACAAACUCAUUAGAAAAGCAUUUUUGUAGUGAGAGUUCUGAAACAGCUCCUAAAAAUGACAAUUGCUCAUCAAUUAUGAUGUUUUAAUAUAAAAAUCUGAGAUUAUAAGUAGAGAAAAUGACUAAAUAAAGCAGUAAAGUAGUUCAUGACCCCUUUAAGAAAAGACAUCAGUGAUUGUUUUGAUUUAUUAUUAUUCUUUCUAGAUCCCAGACCUAUUUGGAUGUGCUUUUCUGAGUUGAUCUCCAUUGUUUAGUUUGAUUUGAUGUGACCAAACGCUUCCCAGCAUGAUGACGUCAGUGUUUUAUUAUGCAUAUCACCAUCAUCAUAAAGUGUAAUGUAUUGUGAUUAAAUCUUUUUCAUGCACUUCACCCUCUGCUAUUAUUAUAAUGCAACACAAUCUGUAGCCAAUCCUGGUAUCUGAAGUGAUUUAUUGAAACAUUGAUCAAUGAAAAGCUCACUGGUAACAAACGUCAGCAAAUGCAUGCUUCAUGUGCACUGAACGCAUCGCUAAAUCAGCAGUGUUGGGGGUAAUGCAUUACAAGUUACGUAAUAAUAUGACUAAUAUGAGUGGCCAGUAAAGUAAUGCAUCAGAAAAAAAGAUUAAGCCUCAGCUAAAGUAAGCUAACGUAACGCAUUACUUACAAUGAAAAGUAAUGCAACUAUAGCUUUCUAGAGGAGUAACUCAAUAUUGUAAUGCAUUAACUUUUGUCAUGAUACGUAAAUAAUACAACUUGAUUAUGAUGCAGUUUAACUUUCCCCAACACUGUCAGUAAAACCUCCUUAAACCCACGACUGCAUAGACAUGAAGAAUGGCACUGAAGCCCACUUAUUCAUUAAAAACAAAGUGCAGUUCACUGGAAAACAUUGAUCAAAUCAGUUUGGAGCUUCUUUAGUCCUUAUGUGGGCAUCUAUAGCACCGACUGCAUAAACACACUGCAAUAAAUGCUUUCUUUACUUAGAGCUUGUCUUGUUUCUAGUCCAAAUAUAUAAAGAUUCUGAAAUCAAGAAGCAUUUUCUAGACAAGUGAACAUAUCGUCUUGUUUUAUAAAUAUUGCGUCAGAAUGAAAUGAAAUUUUUAAUAAAACAAGCUAAAUCAUCUGCAUCUGAAAUAAUCUUGCUCUUCCUCUUGAUGUAAUCAUUUUGCUUGUUUUAAGGGUAAACUCACUUCAAUAGGACUCGUUAAUUAUGAAAAUACAACUUAUUUUUUUGAUUUAAGAAUUUUUAGAUGUUUGGACUAGAGACAGGACAAAAAAUUAAGCAUAAAAACCAUUUUUUUGCAGUGCAGAGUCUAAUCUACACUUAUUUUCAAGUAUGCAUAUUAAUAAUAAUCAGGUCCCCAGAAUUGGCAAUUAAAACACUUGCUCUUCUGUGUGCUGCUCAAAUGCAUCUGUAACGCUACAGACAUUCAAACAUGCAUCUAAACGCAGAAACUAACACAGAUUUAGGAGUGUAGCUCAUUGUUAACUGAAAAAAAAACAAAAACAAAAAGAUGUUCAACUCAGUGUUUCUGUUUCAUUUUCCAGCCCAAUUAAACAAAUACAUUAAAAUGCUAAUAUAAUUUAUUUACUGAAACUUUGCAAUUUACUGCAAAAACAACAACAAAAAAGCUUUUCAGGUUUAGAAUUGGUCUCGUUUUAAUUCCAAAUAUCUAAA
Danio rerio (zebrafish) is the source of this 3479-nucleotide messenger RNA. The record is from RefSeq and is a predicted model, not a curated record. Lineage: Eukaryota; Metazoa; Chordata; Actinopteri; Cypriniformes; Danionidae.